UUUAUGGCUUUAUUAAUGCUUCCACUAAUAACAUUUGUAGCCUUCCGUGAUGGUACAGCAAAUACUGGAAUUAAUAAACAUUCAAAACAACAAAAUAAUUUAUUAUUUUUGGAAAAUUUAAAAAUAAUAAACGGGACAGAAUUAAUAUUGGAAUGCCCCCCAGCCUCUAUACUUGUACGAACUCAUAUGGCCCCUGAUUUUGAACAUCCCCAAUUAGUUAGAAAAUUAAAUUGGUUUUUUGAAGGGGUGCUAGUUGCUUCUUUUCAACAGCAAGAACUCGGUGCGGAUAUUGAACAACAAUUAUGGACAAAUAACGAAAGAUUGCUACUCAAACGUCCAUUUUUUGAAUUACGCAUUUUUCCUGUUCUGCCAAAAGACAAUGGGGAAUGGAUUUGUAUUUUGGAAACUGAUCCUUUAUUUGCUGAAGAAUUGCCGCUUCAAAAGGCUGGUGCAAAAUUGUUGGUGUUAGGUGGGUAAUUAAAUGUGUUUUCUUUUAGUGUUUGUGUUUAAGGCAAUUUCUGAUUAUUUGUAUUUUUACAAACUUAAGUUUUGUGUUCUUUGAACGAUAUUCUGAAUAUUUGUAUUUUCUUUCAAUUCUGAUUUUGUAUUUUUAGUGAAAUUCUGGUUUUUGUAUUUUUACAAUCUUAAGUUUUGUGUUUCUUUAAAUUUAACAAAAUUCUGAUUUCUGUAUUUUUACAAUCUUAAGUUUUGUGUUUCCUUUAAACAUAUGUAGUUCUGGUUUUUUGUAUUUUUUUUAUUUUUAAUUCUGGUUUUUGUAUUUUCACAAACUUAAGUUCUGAUCUUUUGUAUUUUCUUUCAAUUCUGAUUUUUGUAUUUUUAAAAUACAAAAAUCAGAAUUUUUAAAUUAUUUUCCUUUUCCACAUACAUUAAUAAUUUAAUUUAUUAUUAUUGUUUUUACAUUUCUUAAAAGUCCUUGCGCAUAAUAUCCGCGCAAAAUUAAUUAUUCUUGCUUGACCAAUUUUAAUUUAUGGAAUGGAUAUAUUUGACCAAGAAUGAUGGAAAAAGGAUAUUAAAAUUAAUUUAUUUAAUAUAAGGACACUAGAGUCUGAGACUCAAAAUCCUCCUGGACUCGGCCUUAUUUUUUAUUUUCUGUUACUCUAAUGUCCGGUCUGUUAAAGAAACAAAAUGACAUUAAUUUUGAUUGAGAAAAUAAAUCGCGUGACAAUUGAGUGAGUAAAAAUGAUGAUGUAUGUGAAUAAAUGACCGGUGGUUUUGGUUUUGGAAAAAAAUAUUGAGAGAGAGAGCGUGUCCAGAUGCAAUUUAAAAAAAUUAAAAUAAAAUAAAAAAGAAUGAGGAAAUUAAUGUGAGGAAUUUUAAAUGAAAAUAAAUUUGAGGAAAAUUGGUGAUGAAAUGGCUUGCUUUGUGAGGAUAGUACAGUAAUUGUGUGUAUUUUUUAAAUAAAAUUCUGAUUUUUAUAUUCUGUUUAGUAAUUCUGAUUUUUGUUUUUUCAAAGUAAUUCUGAUUGUUUUUAAUUUGAUUUUUCUUUGUAGAUAUUCUGGUUUGCGUU
This is a messenger RNA of Meloidogyne enterolobii, 1528 nucleotides long. NCBI's taxonomy places the organism in Eukaryota, Metazoa, Nematoda, Chromadorea, Rhabditida, Meloidogynidae. The record is from the annotation of a GenBank genome assembly.